ACGAUGGAUUUCCAGCAGCUGGCGGACGUUGCGGAGAAAUGGUGCUCCAACACGCCCUUCGAGCUCAUCGCCACCGAGGAGACUGAGCGCAGGAUGGAUUUCUACGCCGACCCCGGUGUCUCCUUCUACGUGCUGUGUCCGGACAACGGCUGCGGCGACAAUUUUCACGUGUGGAGUGAGAGCGAGGACUGCCUGCCUUUCUUGCAGCUCGCUCAGGAUUACAUCUCCUCCUGCGGAAAGAAGACACUCCACGAAGUCCUGGAAAAAGUCUUCAAGUCUUUCAGACCUUUGCUGGGGCUUCCGGAUGCAGAUGAUGAUGCAUUUGAAGAAUACAGUGCAGACGUGGAAGAGGAGGAGCCAGAGGCAGACCACCCCCAGAUGGGGGUCAGUCAGCAGUAAACCUCCAAGGGCUCUCACUGGAGAAGGAGAGUGAGCCCUGUGGCACCUAGGUGGGGUUGUGUGCUCCUGGGUUAGCAUUUUGCAUUAGCACUCUGAAACAGGACGUCUGGCUCCCGGCAUCCAAAUUAAAAUGAAAUACCUUUUUAACGACCACUAAAUAUCUGUGAUGAGCUGUGCUCAGAAGUGACCUGAAUUUCACUCCUGCUUCAUUGGGGUUUCUAUGGAGUUGUCUUGGUAGCCUUUGCCAUUUUGAAUUUAGAGUCCAUUUUGUGGCUGACUAUUCUCUCUUGAGUUUAUGUUGGAGAAUUAACAUUCGCUGACUCGAAUGUAGAAAACUUUGAAUGUAUUAAGGAUAUGCUUUGAGUCCUCACAGGUGACCUUACUGAGGGAAAGCGUGGCAGAGAAGACAUGCAGUCUGCACUUUUUAUGUACUUUUUAAGUGUCUGUAAGUGAAAGGUUUUGCUUAUAAAGCAUGAGUUUUAAUAUCUAGUCAUUAAACUGUACAAGUGCAAAUACAAGGGCAGAAAAGGAUAAUCACUUAGCUUUGGAGUAAGAGGGUAAGAGAAGUGGAGAAGCCUUUAAGUGUUUUGCUAUUAAGAAGUACCUGGGUAUGUAGCAACUGGUUCAUGGUUAGGUAUAAAUGUUACUUGCUUGUUCAAUUGUUUCAAAAUGUGCUAAUUCCAAAGCCACUUUUAAAGUCUAAACAUGGAAAUAUAAAUAGGGUGAAAGACAUAAAUUACUGAUUUCUUUAAAAUGUUUAUAAACCAUCUUAUAUAUGAAAUGAAACAUUUACCUUCUCUCUUUAUAAUGAGAUGGCAACUUGUCAAAUCAUGAAAACAUCCAGAAUCCAAGUGCCACUUAAACUUUGAAGCCAUACAUAAAUUUAAAAGGAAAAUAAACCAGGAUAAAAAGUUUUAAAAAAUAUGAUGGAAUCCUUCUAUGCUUUCUUAAUCUUUUAUUUAAAAAAAAACUCAAGAAAAGGAUUCCAUUGUGUAAUUUAUUAAAAAAUUAUAAUCAAGUACUUUAAGGGACCCAAUUCCAGUAAAUUUUUAAAGGGAUGUGAAAGGUAUCUUUUAAUCAUGGGUUAGCGUGGUUAAAAGAGAGGACAUCUUACUGAUCAAGAUACUCAGACAACUCACAGGAACAACUUGCAUAAUCAGAAAUACAACUGUCUGUCAUCAUUUAGCCAAAAAAUACAUACUGGGGAAAUCCUUGGUAAUGCUAUCUUGGAAUUAUCUGAAACAUUCAUUUCUUGGAACCUUCUAUGCCUCUGGUUCUAAAAACUUAGGAUAUGGAAUGCCUCCUUUAUAACAGUUGACUAAACCUCUCAGCUGGGGUGGGAAUGCUUUAAAUACACACACACAUGCCGGUUAGGUUGUCAAAGUUCUGAUUCUGAAUUUUAAAAACAGCAGCAGCAGCAGCAGCAGAGGCCACAGAACUUAGGGGCGCCUUGUAUAUCUUCUGGGCAUGUUGGUCUAAACCUGAUUGUCCCAACAUUUUCUGUGUCAUUGAUCAGUGGUGUGCGAAGUUUGGCUGCUCGUGGUAAAACAGUAUACUGCAGUUCUAGGUCAUCAGGUAAAAUGAUACCACAGCGGUUUCCAUCUGUGCUUCGGUACCCGUAUGUUUUCUUUUCUCAGAAAAACAUCUUAAAGGUUAAUUUCAAAUAAAAUGACUUUCCUUCUGGGUAGCCUAUUAGCAAAACAAAACUUGGUGUUUAGAUGGAGUGAGCGUAUUCCACUCUUUGUGGCCCUGCCCGUUUUCUAACCAGCUCUGUUUAUGAACAAAGGUGCUUGUGGGCUGUAGGUUACGUAGGUAUCACCCAGGUUUGGGAACUUCCGUUUUAACACAGUAGCCUUCGAGAGUGACUUCUGCAAAUGAAAUGAAGAUGCUUGGCUAGCUCGCUCCAUUCUGAAGGUAAACUGGAAUUUUAUACAGUUUUAUAGGCGUAAAACCUUAAUUUACAUAUGUUUGGAAAUCAAAUGGAUAUUGUCAAUAACAUAAAGUGUAUUUUAUUGAAAAAGUGUUUAGACUUUGACCAAAUACAUGUCGGUAUUAUCAUGUUAAUGUUCUCUGUUUUUAAAAAUUGAACUGAGAUAGACUCAGUCAUUCAGUGGGCUGAUGAGAAUUCUGGUCUUUGUUCUGCCCUAGGGGUAAGGUAUAGAGAAGGUUACUUAUUUUCCAUGGCAGAACCCCAGAAGGCUUUAACAAAUUGGAUUGUUUGCCCUAAAAACUUCCUUUUCCCUGCUUGCCUGCGUAUGUCCCCAGUGCUGGCACCCAAGUGCACACUCACACGCACUCCUGCACUGUGGACCCUCUCGCCAGGGCUGCGUCCUGUGACAGCUGCACCUGGAGGGUGGGGAGGCCAGGCAGCCUGUGGUUUCUGCUGUGGAGAUGGUCCCGUGGUGAACAUGUUCCUGACCUUUCCCAUGUACAAACACUCACCACGAGGCCGCAGCAGUGUGGUGAGAGGACCAUACCUGGGACAUAGGAGCGACUCGUGGGUUCUAGUAUGGACUCUGAGUGAUUUGGAUAAGUCACUUAACCAGUUUGUGAACAAAGGGUGUUUGCUCUUCGGGCUGUAAACACUGCCCUCCAUUCCUGCCCUGUGACGUGUGUGAGUCAGGGAAACUCUUGGGGACACAAGAAGGAAAUAUAUCUGGAAUCUUGCCACGAUGCUGCCCUUAGAAUAACUGGCCCUUGAACUACCUUAGGACUAUUGGGCUGUGAGUGUCCAAAGCCCCAGGCCCCAUUCCUGCAGGGCUGAUGAAAGUCUGUUCCUUAGAGGAGAGGGUAAAGAGAGGCCCAGGAGCCGGCUUUGUCUCAACUGUACCUGCUCUGCCUGUGAGAGGCGUAGCUUUUCCUUGUCCCCUGGCAGACUGGGGCUUUGGAACUGGUCUGUGUUUAACCUGCUGAGAGGAGAUUUGCACGAAGAAUAGCUGGAAGAGAGGGAAAGAUGAGUGCUAUUACUGUUUUGCCUGCCAUCCAGUAGGGAGAAAGUGACAAUGACAGUAAAGUAAGAGAGAGACUGCGUGGGGGAAUGCUUGAUUACCCCCUGGUCACUGUGGGCCAGGUGUGAAACUGGAGCUCAUGCCUGUGAGAACAGUACAAAAAACCUCCAUCCCGGGUUUGAGUGAAUCAUGGAGACAUUUUUUUGUAUGGUUACCUGGGCACUUUGCUUUGCCUGAUGAUAUCGAGCAGGCUUCAGGGAAUCAGAGUGAACUGCAGAGCCAGGAAAGGAGGUGAGACUCCACACAGCGCCUGUUGCCACUGUCCCCACCGUGGAUCAGUUGCACUGUGUCCCUCACGUCUCCCAGCCCCAUCACAGCACACGGUACAUUUUGUUUUUCCACGGCCAGAACACAAAAAGUUUCUUACAUAAGGAUUCUCCGUGUGUCCUGGUGCCAGAAUUAGGCUUCCCUUGUACUUAAAUGAAAACCUCUCUUCUAGGAGUUGCUGUCAUUUUUCAUGUAUAAACAGAAACCAUUCUCUAGCACAAUAUGUCUCGGAAUAUUGUUUCUCUUUCAUAAGAGCACAAAGUAUAUGGACCUAGAGGAGCUGUAAUCCCAGGCGUCAUCAGAAUUUAUGUUUUAGGAAUAUGCCUUGCAUGUUAAAAUUCACAAGUUGGGAAGCUGUGAUAGGAACGAAUCUGAUUUCCCGCAGAGAGAGGCACAAAGGAAUAGGCAGGACUUAAUUUGGGGUGCAGAGAAAUGAAUAAGGCAGAAAGAGAGAGUCAGGGUCUGACAGUUGGCACAUGAGAGCCAGGAAGCUGUUUUUAUGGCUCUCUUCACUAGGGGCCUUCUGUCCUCCAAGGGACUGACCAUAUUGAGAGGCAGAGCCUUGUGUUGGCAAUGGCUUUGCGACUUUAAAAAUGCUCCGCAGCUGAGGAGACAGCAAGGGUCCUCCUCAUCUGGGGGAGUUCUUUCCCUCCAUAAAACUAGCUGCCAGCCAGAGAAGCCUGGCUUUCUCAAGUGCAGACAGAUCUGAGAGCGGCCCCAGUCACCUGGCAGGUACACUGUGGAGCCACACUCAGGUCUUAGAGGUGGCUGGGAGGAGGGUAUGGCUAGGAAUUUGCCCUCAGGAGAGAGGGCAGGGCUCUCCUACCUACCCCACCCCCCACACACCCCACGCAGUUCUUCAAGUGUGUAGAAAGAGCACAAAUAAAAUUCAAGUGAGUCUCAGGCCCCUCCUGCAGUGAGCAUUAACUCCAAAGAGAUCCCAUUGCCAACUGCUUAGUCUUCAGAGAAGCCUAAACAUUUUUUGGAAUUACAAACUAAAAUCCUCUUUCAUAAAGACCCAGUCGGUUAUCCUGGUUAUGUGGGAACAGAUAUGACACAGAAAGCUGAAGCCUUUUAGAUUUUAUAGAGUAAUUCUAAAACUUGCCCGAACGCCAGUAGCCUGUGGUGUCCAUGGUAAUGUGGUGUCCAUGGUGAAAUAUCUAUAGCUCCCGCUCACCGGGAAAAUUGUUAAACAAUACAUCGUCUUUUAUAUUUUUAUUUAGAUUUGGAUUACAAAAAUACAGUACCUAUGAGCAUUUCAUGUUAGAAACCCCAUUUAAAGCCCUCUUAAGGUUGAAUAGGCACAGGCAGUCGAGAGUGUGUGCCAGGCCACAUAAAAA
Messenger RNA from Otolemur garnettii (small-eared galago), 5014 nucleotides. It is a transcript of the gene MTURN, whose product is annotated as maturin, neural progenitor differentiation regulator homolog. Gene Ontology annotation, biological process: positive regulation of megakaryocyte differentiation; regulation of signaling. The transcript is spliced from 3 exons. The record is from RefSeq and is a predicted model, not a curated record. The coding region runs from base 4 to 399 and encodes 131 amino acids. NCBI's taxonomy places the organism in Eukaryota, Metazoa, Chordata, Mammalia, Primates, Galagidae. Gene Ontology annotation, cellular component: cytoplasm.